AUGGACAAGCUGUUACUCUUGGGCCUCUAUGUGCUUUUCCUCUCAGGGGAUGGGGAGUCAGGGAUCGGUGCUCUGAAGCAAUAUGAUGCAAUGGAAGGUCUAAUAUGCCAUGUCUGCAAAACAUUUGUGAAUGGCCAUUGUUUGGAAGGUGAGGACACCUGUUUGAUGGAUAUGAUCUCUGGAUGUGAAGCUAAAGUGUUUUUCAAGACUUACAAUAAUGUAUGGUAUAAUACUUCUGCUUCACUGAAUUGCAACACAAGAUGCCAAGAGAAUAAUGGUGUAGUCCAAGGAAGAAAUUUUAAAGUUUUUUGCUGUGACACAGACUACUGCAACAAACCUCAGCUUGGACUCAUAUAAUUGAACAACAGAAAACUGAGUAUCAUCUGGAUGGUUUUGCUAUCCCCACUUUCAUAUCUCCUUUAUUCUUCCACCUAUUUCCAGUCCCUGCUCCUUCCUCAUUGGGCUUAUGAUGGGUUCUGGAGAUG
Messenger RNA from Gracilinanus agilis (Agile Gracile Mouse Opossum), 485 nucleotides. Its product is annotated as prostate and testis expressed protein 4-like. Bases 1 to 357 code for a protein of 118 amino acids. The transcript has 3 exons. NCBI's taxonomy places the organism in Eukaryota, Metazoa, Chordata, Mammalia, Didelphimorphia, Didelphidae. The record is from RefSeq and is a predicted model, not a curated record.